AUUAACACGUGUACUCCUUAGAUUUGUCAUCACCCUCUGCACGUCUGUUUUUUACUCAUUCAUUACAACCGCAUUAGCCAAUAUGGAUUAUGUUUAGUGAUGCAAUUCAUGUGUUGAAUAUUUCCCAGCAAUAUGAUGAGAUUAUUACUAACAGAAAAUUUAUACUUAUGCCAGUUUGAAUAAAGACGGACUACGAUUUCACAAAUGGAUUGUUUUUCAUCUGCAUCUACAUGCUCUGAUGUAUCUUCGGAUACAGGGUCUGUACAAUCACCAUUUACACCAGGACAACAAAUAACUCCAUCAUCCACAUCAACUCAUUAUUUAACUGCUGCUUCAAAUGCAAUCGAUUCCAUUCAUUCAAUUGGUAAUCAUAAUCAUAAUAAAUUCAAUGUAACCAUGUCAUCGUCGAUCACAGCAAUCACAAUGACAACACCAACUUCUUCAUCACACUCACAACAGACAAAUGUUGAUUUACUAAUCAAUAAUAAUAAUAAUAAUAAUAAUCUAUUGAAUUCCAUUGAACGUGAUCGUAAACAACGUGAAUUUAUACCGGAUUCUAAAAAAGAUGACAAAUAUUGGGAACGUCGACGUAAGAACAAUGAAGCAGCUAAACGAUCACGUGAAAAACGUCGACAAAAUGAUAUUCUCAUGGAAUGUCGUAUUAAUCAAUUACAAGUGCAAAAUCAAAAAUUACACCAUGAAUUGCUAGAAUUGAAAUUACGUUUCGGUGUACCAUUAACUAAUGAAGAUAAAAGAUUCAUGGAAAAUCAAUCCACAUCGGAUGAUACACAAAAUGAUGUCUAUAAUGGACAUGAUGAUCGUCAUAAUCAUAAUAAUAGUGAUAGUGAAUUGAAAUUAUCCGAAAUUGAUUGUUGUAUGAUGUCGACAACAAAGUCAAGAAAUGAUUCAUUAUCAAUGGAUGAUUCACAAAAUGAAAUGUUAUUAAAAAGUGAUCCAUUCUUAUCAGUAUCACCAACACCACCUUCAUUGUUACCACAAUCACCUGCAAUAACAACAAUGAUACUGACAACGGCAACAGCAACAGCAACCACAACAACCACAACAACACCGUGUACAACAGAAACCAUUGUGCCAAUGUCAACGUCUUCCAUUGAUCCAUUAAUAAAUUAUAUGAUAAUGACAACAACAUCUUCGUCAUCAUCACCUACAUUGUUACCAUCAUCAAAUAGAAUAGAUGGUGAACAACAAAUGAAUGUUGAAUUGACAACAACAAGCACCAUAACAACAACGGCUACAACAGCAACAACAGCGACAACAGUUCUAUCUGGUAAUCAUAAUCAUUCAUCUUCGAAUAAUAUUUUAUUUCCUCAAUUAAAUUCAUUGGAUAACACUGAUUUAUUGACACUGAAGCGUAUAUUUUCUAGUUUAGGCGCUGGAUGCUUAUCAACACCACCACCUACUUCACCAGGAACAGUAAAUCACUCUUCAUCAGCUUCCCCGUUAAUUGCAGCAGCGGCAGCUGCAGCAGCUGUUGCUGUGGUUGCUACUAAUGGUGGUUGCACAAUGCCUUUAUCACCUAUUCCGGGAAACAAUAACAAUGGUGUAUAUACAACUUCCACAACAGUACCUUUUAAUAAUAUAUCAUCAUUAAAUACAACAGCUGCAUUAUUGCUUCGACAAGCUGGUUUAAUGCCAGCAGUUACUCCUUCACCACUGCCACCACUGCAGUCCACUCUUCCACUACCUCAAUUUCAUCAAACAAAUAAUAGUGGAUUGCUUGACGAUAUUUCAAUUAUGAAAAGCAAUAAUAAAAAUGACAAGUUUUCAUUAUCAUCGUCAUCUUCAUCCUCAGUUAUACCACUGGCAGUGGAUGCUGCUUUUCCUGUAGGUAGUGGAGGCGGUGGUCGCUGUUCAUCAGUACAUUCAGUGAAAUCAGAUGUCUCUGCUAAUUCAAAUGAUUAUUUUGAGUCUCCAUUAGAUCUUAGUUUAUGUUUACAAAUGAAAUCUGAAAGUCACAAUUCUGAAUAUAUUCUCAGUGAUUCCAGCAUGAUGAUAUCAAGUAAAUCAACAUUGGAUAAACGUUAUCAAGAUCGUCGACGUCGUAAUAAUGAGGCAGUACGCCGUUGUCGUGAAAAUAAACGUGCACGUCUACUUGGACGCACAGAAACUACAGAGAAAUUACAAAGUGAAAAUCGUUGUCUGCGUAGUGAAUUAAGUGGUUUAAGCAUGGAAGUUAAAGCGUUACGUAAGCUGCUUACAGUUGGUGGACAACAACAGGAUGAACACGAGAAUACUACGACCAUCACUACUACUACUACUACUGCUGCUAAUACUACUACUACUACUACUACUACUAAUAAUAAUAAUAAUAAUAAUAAUCAUAAUUACUCCAUACAUAGUACUGUUGUUUGUAGUAAUGGUAUGGAUUAUUUUAGUAACAAUGAUGAGGCAACAUUGUCGGCAACAACAACAACAAAAUACAAUCAGAAAGAAGUGAAAAAAAUGCCAUUAGUACCAACAUCACUAACAUCAACAUCAUCAUCAUCAUCAGUACCACCGACAUCAUCAUCAUUAUCAUCUUCGGUGGAUGGUGACGAUGAUGAUGGUGAUGAUGAUGACGACGAUGAUGUCAGUGAUGAUAGAAAAGAUGUUGAAAUUACUGUAAUCAAUCGUGAAAUGGAAAUAAUUGAAACUAUGAAUGAUAACAAUAUUGACAAGAAUAACAAUGAUAUUGAAAUGCUAACUUUAACAACAAUGAAUAUGAAUAAUUAUUCGUUGGAUGAUAAUAAUGCUAAUUCAUUGAGCUCUCAAGGAAUUAUUGAUCAGUCUGAGAAAUUAUCAUCCAAUAUCUCUACAGUAACAUUAACAUCUGAUCAAAUGAAUAAGAAUGUACAAAUUUUUUCGCUAAAUGAACAUUCCCGACAGAUUGAUAAUUUAUCAGAAGAAAACCUAGUUCAUAUGACACAUUCGAAUACAAACAACAAUACUACUGAUACUGCCGAUACUACUACUAUUAAAAUUGAUAAUGAUGAUAUUGGAUACAAUGUCAAUGUCAAUGGUAGCAAUGUUGUUGUUGUUGCUGUUACAAACACUGAUGCAAUUCAAUCGACUGAAUUAUUAACUCGUGUAAAUAAAAAUAACAAUGAUAAACCAAUGAAUGUGAUUUUACGCGGACGUCGACGCACAUUGAAAACACCGAUACAUAAUAAACAUGGGAAAAUUCACAUAAAUCAUUCUACUAAUCAGCUUGAUGAACAAAAAACAACCAGUGAUAAUAAUAUCGUUCAUUCUAAUAUUACACAAACUACUGAUUUGAACAAUGCAUCAAAUUUAUGCAAUACAAUGCAUAAUACACCUUCAUCGCUUAAUACUACUGCUACUGCUACUACUACUACUUCUACUACUACUACUACUACUACUACUACUACUACUACUACUAUUAAUAUUAUGUCAAGUAGUAGUAUAUUAUCGAAAAAUGAAAAUUCUUAUAUUCUACCUGAUAAAUCAACUUAUUUUCAUCAACUAACUACUAAUGAAUAUUCCACAAGAAAUUCAGGGAAAGAAGAUAGUAUUUUAACUUAGCAUUUAUUUGUAUUUUAUGUAUUUAUUUUUUUUUUAUAUAUAGAAAAAAAGGUUGUUUCAUUUUUCAUAUAAACUAUAUUGUUGUUGCUGUUUAUAAUUGUGAAUUAAUUACAAUACACUUCCUUUCAUUCCACACUGUUCAUCGAUUGUCUAUUCUCUUUCUUCCCUGUCCUGUGUGGGUUGUUUUUUGGUUUUUCACUGAUUGAUAAGUGUGUUGUUUCGAUUCUUAGUUUAUGUGUAGUAUAUUGAUUGUUUCCUUGUCCUUGUUCUUCUCCUUGUUCUUCUUCAUUGUCUUUUCAUGGUCAAAAGAUAAAAACACCAUUUCCAUGUAUUUUUUAUUGAAUUGACAUUUUUAAUAUUUCGAUGAGCGCCAAUUAUUCUUUUGACCAUUAUUAACUUUUUUCUAUUCACCUUUGUGAAUAUGGAUUGAUGCAAAUUGGUUGAAAUUAUCGCAUUCAAUAUUUUUCGUCCAGUCUCUUCAAAUUCCAAUAUACACAAUUAGCCAAUCUCUAAUAUUAUGAAGUGAAUAUUUUUCAAACAAUAAUAAUCAUAAUCAUAAUAA
Molecule: messenger RNA, 4105 nt
Organism: Schistosoma turkestanicum
Lineage: Eukaryota; Metazoa; Platyhelminthes; Trematoda; Strigeidida; Schistosomatidae
Source: the annotation of a GenBank genome assembly